Stomoxys calcitrans (stable fly) is the source of this 2309-nucleotide messenger RNA. RefSeq names its product girdin homolog. Bases 96 to 2069 code for a protein of 657 amino acids. Lineage: Eukaryota; Metazoa; Arthropoda; Insecta; Diptera; Muscidae. Gene Ontology annotation, cellular component: ciliary basal body; axoneme. The record is from RefSeq and is a predicted model, not a curated record. The transcript has 3 exons. Gene Ontology annotation, biological process: cilium assembly.
UUUUUUCCUUAUUACACACAGAAAGAGGUAUACACAAAAAGGGUCUAUAGAAUUGAUAUAUUUUGAAUAGAAAUACAUACUGCAAGAUAAAAACAAUGCCUCCAAAAAGAAAAGCAAAAGCAGACAAGGAUACUUCCACAAAAUCUCCCAAAAAGGCAAUAGGGAAAAUCAAAAAUUCUAGUAAAAAGGAUAUGAAAACAAAGGUGACCAGCUCUGGUAAUAAUCAAAGAUCAAAUUUGGAAACCAAACCUACCGAGCCCAUUCAAUGGCCAUCUCACAAUGAGGAAGGCCGAAGAAAACGUUUCAGCGAUGACUCAAUAUCUAUAGCUGAAGUAACAAUUCAAAGACCAUCAAUAGCCAAACGAUUGCGUUUAUCCGAAGCAAAUCCUUUGAAAAAAGCCAUCGAGGAACUUGUUAUGGAAGAUGAAGCAAGUUCAGAAUCCGAGUAUGCAGAGAUCGAAUAUGAAACUUCAAAAGAAUCAGUCAUUACUGAUGUGGAGCAAAUUUUAGUUAUGCCAUCUUUUUCCGACGAGGAGGAUAGCGAAUCUAUUCGAAGCGAACUAGAAAAAGUCCCUGAUUUCUUUGAAAACUUUGGUGAUAUUCCCGAUUUGGAGCAGGUUUCUAUUGAUUUGUCAGCGGAUAUUGUCAAAGAUGUUACACCAAAAGCUGAAGUCUUUGGGCUACCGGAUAUGGGAACAUUUGUUAAUCCCUUGACUGGACAAGUGUCUAGCUCAUCCAAUGAAACAUUACAGCAACCGAUUGUAAUGCCAGAAGUGAAAAAAGCUGCUAAACCUACGAUCCCCGGUUUUGAGGAUGCCGAAGAGGAGACAACCGCAUCCAGCGACCUGGGUUCAGUGUUUAUCGCUCUUAUGUCUGACCAAGAACUACCAGAAGAUUCCAUCGUCCAAAAGAUUGCCUCAGCCGAAGAUGUGCUAACCCAAUUUAUUGCCUUGGAUACCCAAGCUCGUGUCGAGGUUUUAGAGGAAAUUGAUGCAGACACCUUGGCUAGAGAAGAGGCUGCCCGCUUGCUACAUCAACAGACCUCUGAGUUUAUUCAUGACCUCAUCGAUCAAGCUGUAGAAAAGGCAGAAUAUAUUGAUUCAAGAGUUAUACUGAGAAAAAAUCUCGAUAAGCGAAAACUUCUGAAAGAAUUGCAUGAAAAACUUGCAAGUCUAGAAAUCGAACGUCGAGGGCAACAAUUUCUGAAUCGUAAAUGCGUAGAAUAUUUUCGCCGUAAACGCUCUUUGCGCCCCAUUAUGAGUGACAAUCGAAAAACCUUUAAACAAGUCAAAAAGAAAUACGAAGCUGCAAUCGGCGGUUUAGAUAGGUGGCUGAUACGUGAACAAGAAGUAAAAACCCUAACUCAACAAAACUUGGGCACUCUAGCAGAAAAGCUCGAAGAGGUAAGAGUACAUUCCACGGAGGGAAUUACCAAUUUAGAGGAAUUGAUUGCAAACUCAUUGAGAAGGGAAAAUUUCGAUAAGCUGCCAGUGGUGGUAGAAAAUUGUCUAUUGAGAAUGAAUUCUGUACGCAAGGAAAUUUCCAAAGUCCUCUUUCAGUUAAUACAGAAACAACACGAUAUGGCCACCUUGGUAGAGAAAUUGCGAAGACUGGAGGAUUUGGGCAAUGGUUUAAGCAUGCGUAACUUGGAGACAAUAGAUACUGAAACACAGGCCUUGGACAAGAAAAUUGCAGAACGUAAUUCGGAAAUCAAUAAACUUAAAUAUCGUUUUCACAAUGAUAUACAUGGCAUCGAUCAUUUCAAGAAGAAACAAAAAGGCCUUCUGGAAAUCAUCAACCGUAAGCGACAACAUCUCCAAGAAAUGAGAGCUGAGAAACAAAGGCUUCGAGAGGUGAUAUUUAGGCGUAAAUUUGAGUGUUCUGAAAUUCGCAAGAAUUUUCAAGAUAUGAGUUUCCAAUCGGGUCUCUUGGAUAACGCGGUUCUAAUGAAAGACUACGAUGUCACUGAACAAAAUUUAAGUGUCUUAAGCCAACGCGUAAAUCUUUUGAAAACAAAUGUCAAUCAGUUGAAUGCGAAAAUUGAGAUCUUGGAAUCGCACUGUAAAUGAAACGUUAUGCUUGUAUGAUCCUUUAAACUAAGUAUUUCAACCAAAGCAACAGAGCAAAAAUCUUCCAAAUCAAUAGAGAAGGGCAUCUAGCCAAUAGGUUGCCACACAUUGGGUAGUUAAUAGGUAUUUACACGGUAAAUUUUCAAUAAAUACCCAAUGUGUAGAUUCCCGUCUCUGCAUCAAGUUAAAAUUUAUAUAAAUUGUCCAAUAAAUAAUUGCUGGUCAUUUUCAUAUUGGAAA